ACAGCUUUCAAGAAAAAAGCUGGUUUAUGAAGCAGAAGACUUUUUAAUAUACAUUUUAUAUUAAUGUAUGUCCAAGAUGAUAAAUAUCACUGUAGUUCUUGCUUUCUUCAGUGUUUAUAUGGUUGCUUCUUGGCUUCUGGGGUGGGGGGGAUAUGAUGAUAAUUCUGCUGUCUCAGGUGCUUUGUAAUCUUUUUCCCCUCUUUUCCAUGUGUCACUGGGGUGACAUCAGCUCCAGUGGGUGCUGCAGACAAUCAGGACCUUUACUGUGUCAUUUCAGGACUGUUUGCAGGCUGGUUUCUAGCCCCAUUUCUCUGUAUCCACCUCUCCACCCCUACCUGGGGCACAAGCAUCUUGUUCUGUGCUUCCAAAAUGUUAAAAUUAACCUCUUGAAAGGUGAAGAAAGGAAUCCAGAGGAGCUGAUGCUGUUCAGCUGUAUUGCGGGUAUCAACUGGAACGUGGCCCAGUCUUGGGUGGCCUUUGAAGGCCCCAGGAUGAGGAUUUGUGUACCAAACCAGAAUAAACCUUUGAGCUUCCAAUAGCUCAAGGACACCAAGUGAUUUCUUUGUCUCCUGGACCAUCCAGCUGUUGUGUUGAGUAUUCCCAUCCAGGUUCACUCAGGCUUGAGCUUUGCUCUUCCGCAUCCCACCGCGGCUCUCUUGUCAUUUACCACAUCCUUUAGAAAUGGAGAAGGCUUAUGCAGACCCUAACUUGGAAAUUGACAACACAGAGAACAUCCGAGGGAAGCGGCUGUCCUCUAUUUUAAAGGCUCCACGAAAUCCUCUGGAUGAUCUGGGAAAUGGGAAUGAAUUAACACAGGAUAUCAACAUAGAGAAACGGAGGAGGAACUCCCGCCGUGUCAGCUUUGCCAACACCAUAAACUGCAGAGUCUUCCAGCCAGAUCUUAAGAAUAACACAGCAGAGAAACAAAAUACAGAGUGUGCAGAAGAUGCAGAGAAUGAUGCCUUGAAUGAAAAUGAAGAACCUGAGGCUGUUCCCUGUGAGAUCACUGGGAUGAACACUUUGCUUCAUGCCCCUAUCCAGGCACUGGUGCAGCAGACUGAGUGGUAUGAUGCAGACGAUGCCACUCAAAGACAAAACAGGCACAACGCCACCUUCAUCUUUUCAGAGGAGAAUGAAAUGGAUAUGACAGCCAGUCACACCGCCGUCAUCACACGUAACCUGAAGAACAACCAGGCUGACAACACUGAGAAAAUAGAUAUCAAAUCCUUUCUGGCAGGGUUAAACUCUAACAGUGGGAAGGCAGAAGGGAGCAAAGAAUUCCAGUGUUUCUCUGAUCCUACAAGCCAUUUGUGUCCACCUUCAGAACAGAAAGAAGAUGCUGCCACUGUAAAAAAAAUAGACUUCAAUGAUUUUUUGAUGAGCCUGAAGUCAAACGAGAAGACCCUCAGCCCUGUGGAGGGCCCUGAGAAAGAGAAUGUUUUCUUUAUCCCUUCUCAAGUCCCAGAAGCUGUGGCACCAUCAUCAGUGGAAUUUGCAUGUUCCCAUGAGCCACUGGACACCUGCAACAUGACCAAAGUCUUUAGAGAGGAAGAUGGUGGGAUGGAAGUGACCAAAUGCCAGGGAUCUUUUGUCAAAGCCACGUUUUCUUCUCAAGCUCCACCACAGCAAUUACAGUGUGAGGAUGUCACCAAGGCCUUUGCAGAUGAUGGGAUGGAUAUGACAACCAGUCACACUGCAAAGGUGUCUUUUCCCUCCACCAAUGUUGGGAAUCAAAGUCUAAACUUCCGAAAGGACUUCCCAUCCACAGAGCUGGACAAUUCCACGUUAAAGAGACCAUCUCAUCAGCACUUAAUUGUUCAGCAGGACACUCAGCUUUGUACAGACAGAAAACCACUUCAAGACAGGCGAGAUCCCACCAUGCUGCCACCUGCUAAACAAGAGGCCAGAGCAGUGGGCACCAUCCCAGGAACUGUUUCUUCUGAGACUGUCUUCCGAGGUGAUAAAACCAUUGAUGUGUCUAAAUGUGAGGACAUGGAAAUAACUGGGAAUUACACAGAUGUCAUCUGUAGUGACAGUACCAAAGAAACGAACAGUUCACAUCUUAAAGCUUUUGAAAAGCCAGUUAAUGCAAACACUGUUCUGGCAGAACACAGCCAUGUGGCACAUGAUGGUAGGGACAUGGCAAAGAGCCUGACAGCUUCAGAUCAUGAUGCUCCUGUGUUGUAUAAAACCAGCGCACUUGAAGUGCCCUCAGGCUCGGAUGAGCUAAUCAAGAAAGUGUCCCAGGAUCAUGGGAAUGCUUCAGCGAAUGCUGGCUUCGAUCCCUGUACAAAUCCAGCAUCCCGUGGGGUUCCCAAAAGCAGACUCCAGCACAGGCUAGGGAACUCGCAGCUUGUUUCCAUGCCAGGUGAGAAGACAGUGAUAUUCUCGGGGGAAGACAUGGACCUGACCAAGGCUUGUGUUGUCAAGGAUGGAGAGAAUGCUGCAAGCGAAUCUCCCACUGGAGUGUUCACCUCUGUCCCUUGCAAACCUCAUUUUCUUGGUAACAGAUCAACGUGUCCCAGUUCAAAUGAGCAGGAAGAAAUGGAAAUAACCAAGUGCCAUGCUGUUGUCAUUGAUGAUCACGGCAAGAAGAUAACUGCAGAAGCAAAACAAAUGCAUUGUAAAAUAAUUCCAAGAAAGAACCAGAACACAAACGUCAGUGAAGGUGCAAAUUAUUCCGAUAUGGACAAGGAAAAUUGUGAGGUGAUCAGUACCAAUGGGAACGUUAAAAGAAGCCAGGCUGGGAAAUUGGAUACUGUGGAUCUUGAGAUGGUUGAGAAGCAGCUUGGAAAACCAAACUUUCAAGCAAGUGGUGCAGGUUCCUGUGCAAAGACUGUGUGUCCAUUGCAGCAGCAAAAGAGAGAAGUCCCUGAGAGCAGUGUCACCAAAUCCUGUGCAUUUGUGUCUUUGCAAACUCAAAAGGUUAUGGCACAGCCUUUGGGAAAAAGCCUUCUAAAUGCUUCCGUUUCCAGCACAAAUGACAGAAUAGGCACAUUUUCAGGUGAACAAAACAGCAACAUGACUAAAACUCAUCCUCCUGCCUUUGCUGCUGCUCCUCUGAAUGCAGUAGAAGAACAUGGGAAUAAUCAUAACUACAGUAAAGUGUUAUCCCAGCCACUGCAGAACCAGACCUCCCAGUGCUCCACCAGUCCUGGUGUACAGGUCAUGAGUCAGACAGCAGCAGCAGAGCGUGUGGCUUUGAAAAUGAGCACCAGUAAUCAAACUGUUACUCCUUUGGCUCCAAAUGGUUCAUUUAUUCCCAGUAAUGAGCCUGCUCCCUCUGGAAUGAAAGGGAAUGAACAGCGUGGAACGGCAUUAGGACUAAACGCAAGUGGCCAAAGCUCAGGCAAGCAGGAGAAAGGUUCUAGGAGAGAUUUUGCAGUGGGUAAAACAGUUUCUUCUGAGGAGGCUUUUAAAAGUCCCCACGGAGCUGGUGGCCUGUGCUUGAGGGGGGCUGAGGAGCUAGUUGCGGCCACUGCCUCUGAGCUACACAUGGGACAUGCCCAAGUGCCUUCGUUCUUUGAGAAGUCAGUUGUGUUUCCCUCUGGUGAAAACAUGGACUUGACAGGAAACAUCACUGCUGCUUUAUCAGCAGGAAAAGCAGUACCUGGAUUGAGUGUUCAGGAUGAAAACAAAAUAAUGUCCUUAAGUAAAGGGGUCACAAUGACAGUGAAUCCUCAGGAGCAGCCUGUGUGUGAUGUGCACUCCUUGGUAGCUGGCAAGAGAACAUUAACCAUGGGUGGUUUAAAACAUCUGCCUCUUCCAGAUGACACCAUAUUCUUAGAAGAUGCUGACAUGGACAUCACCAGGAGCCACACAGUGUCAGCAGACAACAAAGUAACUGUGCAGCUUAGAAGUUCCAAUGAUGACCCAUCUUUAAUUGCUGGAGAUGAAACUUGUGUUUUUACCUACAAUAAUGAUAUGGAAAUAAGCAGACUGGCUACUGCUGCAAUUGAUAAACCUAUGGAAAAGGCUGGGUCUCUAGGAAUACUUAACACAGCUAAAAAGACUGGAAGGAAAAGCUUGAAGGGAACAGCAGGGGAAAAGACUGUUUUGUUUUCACUGAAUGAUGACAAUAAUGACAUGGAUAUCACAGAGAGCCAUACAGCUGCCAUAGGCCAUGAAAUGGUCUUGCAGAAUGAGUCAGGGCUUCAAUCCCUCUCUUCAGCUCAUCCCAUUAAAACUGCUGUGUUCACAUGCAGUCAGGCUGACACGGACACUGUCAGGUCUUGCUCUGCUGAUAGAAUUGCUGCAAAAGUUGCAUGUGAUGAUAAAUCAAAGCAGGAUAAGGUGGUUGGAGACCAAGUGCUUUCAAAUGGUGAAGCUACUGUGUUUGCUCUGGGUGAUACGGACAUCACUAGAACCCAUCAUGUAGCUUUGGAAGAGGAUCCCCUGCCAGGUAGGCAGCUCCGUGGGGCUGUUCCUGUGACUCCCACAGUGAUGAUCACAAGUAACCAGGCUGAGAUGGAAGUAACUGAGUCUCACCCUGUUGAUCAAAGUGUUGCAAGAGGCUUUUGUGAGGACAGACCGAAAAUGGCCCAACAGCUCAGACAGGAGGCUGUGGUAGGUUCCAGAACUGUCAUUUUCACUUUGGCUGAGGACAUGGAGUUUACUAAAGCUCAGACAGCAGUGAUGCAUGGUGAGAUGGUGCUGUGCAGAGAGUCCAUCCCAGCCAGGUCUGCAGCUCCUGCUGAUAAAACCAUUGUGUACGCCCACAACCAGGAUGAUAUGGAAAUAACUGCAUCCCACACUGUUGCUGUUAAUAACAAUAUCAGUGGAUUGGACCAGGAGGCAUCACAGAAGAGCACUCAGCAAGCAGACUUGCAUUGUGGCUUGUCUUCUUGCAGAGGUGAAACAGAUUCCUCACAUCCAGGAGACCUGAAUGGUGAGUGUCAUCCAAAAUCUGAGGAUGAGCCCAGCAUUUCCUCUGCUGCAUCAUCAGCCUCAGUGUUCCCAAACAAGAAAGGAGCUAUCCCAGUCCCCAGUGGUACACCACCAAAUCCUGUGUGUUCUGUCUCACCUCCAGAAGAGACCAUGGGAGUAGAGGCACCACAGGAUGUAGACCUUCCCACAGAUAAUUCUGUCCCUGUGAGCAGGGAGCAGGAUCUCAUUCCACCAGAAACCCUGAACUCAAAGGGAAAAUCUUCCAAACUUCCAAGUAAGGGUCCCACGGAUUGUGGGGAGGGAAGUGGUGAUCUGGCAUCCCAUGUUUCACUUCCCAAUCCACCAGAUGCAUGUAGUUCAAAGGGAAACCAAGGACUAGAAGAGGAUUCAUGUAGAGGUGAAGAUGUAGUUACAGACUUGGGCUUGGCUGGAGCAAAUCUUGUUACUGUCUCUAACAAGGAGUCAGAGGAAAACCAGGGGCUGUCAGCUGAAGGGGAGCCACCACCAAAAGACUUUCACAUCAACUCUGACCAAACAAAGCAACCUGUGGUCAGUGACGGUCCAAGAGAUCGAGCAGACCCCACUCGUUCCUCUGACUUCUCAGGUAUCUUAAAUAUUUGUUCAAAACUGAGGAAUAUUAGAAGGAAAUCUGCAGUUUUCCCUGUUUCUGAAACUGCUCUUUCUGUCCAGUUGCCCAGUUCCUCAGCUCAGCCAGAGGACACUUUGAGGGUAGGGAAAAAUACUCUAAAUGAACCAAGUAACACCAAAGAACAGGAGGACACAUGCCUUGAAUCUGGAGCUGCUCCCACAGGUGCACAUUUAGGUGUGGCCUUAAAGGCUCCAUACCAAGGAAUAAAUGUCCCUCUGGCUAUCUUCCAGCCUAAGUUACCCAGCAGAAGGAAUCCUUCUGUUUCUAGUGGCCAAGACACAAAUACAAAGUCCUCAGACAAAAGAGAAGCACCAGUUGCAGAAGUAACCACUGGUGAAACCCCACGUAACAAGAAGCCUGUGUGGCAGAACUUCAGCCCCUCUCAGUUUAUAGCAGAAGAAUUUCUUCCUGUCUGCCUGGAAGAAAUGGAUUCAAAUGAAUCUGAAAGCUCUGAGCUCGUGGAAAAUAACUGCAAUGAGAUAAGCAAAACCCCAGUCUCCCAUGAUGAAAAGAAUCAAACUGAAGAGACAAAACCUUGCAAUACAAAAAGAGCUUUGGAACAAGAUGAGGAGCAUCCUCAAAGUCCAAAGAAGACCAAGAGGGAUGAAAACUUGCAUGGUAAAGCCUCUCAACACCUGCAGGUGACUCUUGGUGCUGUGUCUCAAAGCCAAGCAGAAGUUCCUGAAGGUGAAGAUCCUCCAAAUCUCUCAGCUAAAAGCCCUGAUUGUACCCAUGCCAGCACCAGCAGCUCCCUGGAUUCUGUUAAGGCUGACACAGAACUAACAAUCCAGCGGAGCAGUCGCAUGGAGUCUCAGCUUCUCAAUGACAGCAUCUGUGAGGAUAACUUACGGGAGAAAUUUCAGAGUGGUGUUAUCACAGUUGGGGAGUUCCUUACACUGAUUCAAGUCCACGUUCCAAUUCAGAAGCCUCGGCGGAGCCAUAUUCCAGCCAGUGUUGCAGUCAGUGCAGCUCCUACCCCCCAAGACCUCAUGUACAAUCAGUAUGUGCAUCGCCCCAAGCUGCGUAUUUAUGAAGAAGAUUGCCAGGCCCUUUCUCAGCUGAUAGAGGAGUUAAAACCAUGUGCAAAUGUCCAGGAUCAGCUCCUGGUGAAUGUGAAUAAGACUUUGUGGGAAGUAAUGAGAACCUGUUCUGAUGAAGAGCUGAAGAGCUUUGGAGCAGAAAUGAACAAAAUGAAAUCCUACUUCACCAAGGAGAGCAAAAUCUUGGGUCACAACCAGAAGGUGACUUUGUACAGCAAAUUGCUGCAGAGUGCACAGGAACAACGUGGGAAGCUCCAGUGCAGAAUAGAGCAGGUGGAUGGAUUGCUGAAGGAAGCAGAGAGCUGUCUUGUUGCUCUGGGAGCAGAUUCUGACUGGGAUGAAGGGGAAGCAGGCUGUGAUGGCAGUGAUGAAAUGGCAGAAGGGAAAAACCUACGGGAAGAACUGGAAAACCUCAAGGCCCAAGAAGAACAACUUCAAAGAGAACUGUCAGAACUGGAGACUGAGAAUGAGCAAGUGGUGGCUGAGAUGAACCAGUUAAAGAAGAAAGAAAAAAGCUGUCAGGAAAUCCUGGAGAGAUAUGACUUCACUGAGUGGCAGAUAACAGAGUGGAGUGAACAGCGUGCAGUCUUUAGUUUUCUUUAUGACUCUAUUGAACUCACAGUGGUGUUUGGAACCCCCACAGAUGGUGAUGUUUUUGGUGAAGAUCCUUCCAGAAAGAUAGUUAGCCUGAACUUUGAAUACUUCUUGGAUGAGGAAAAAGCCCCACCUCCCUCAUGUUUAGUCCAAAGACUCAUCUUCCAGUUCAUCGAAAGUCGGGGCUCUUGGCAGGAGAAGUGUCCCACACUGUACUACUUGCCCCAGGCUCUCCAUGACAUCUCUUUGGUGGUGAAUCGUUGCAAGAUCUUGGGAGAGGAGAUGGAAUAUCUGGAGAGAUGGGGUGGCAAGUUCAAUCUUCUGAAGACAGAGAUCAGUGACACAAAGGUGAAGCUUUUGUUCUCUGCUUCAAAAGUUUUUGCCAAGUUUGGGUUGACCCUGUCUCUAUCUGCCACCUACCCCUCUGCUCCACUGCCUUUUACUGUCCAAAACCAAGUUGGGAAUAUUGGGGAGGAGGAGAUUUCUGCUGUUGUCUCCAAGGUACCAGUUGGUUAUCACUAUCUGCGGAGAAUAGUCAGCUCCAUUCACCAGAGCUUGCUCCAGGACCCCAGGCGAUUCCCUGGAUCCACUGGCAGGACUGAGGAAGUCAGACUGGAUAUUCUUUGAUUUCAGUGUUGGGAGUUCAAGCUGUCUCUCCCUAGAACAAGAGUGCUGUUAGCUUUACCUACUCAGCUCUUAACUACUCUUGUUGACAUCCAGGGUGCUUGGUGGAGGGUACAAGUUUUAUCAAAGCAGAGGACUCUAAAGAGGAGAAAGGAAUUUCUAAUGUCUUGGAUAAACCCAAUCUGCUUUUUACCUUCUUCCAGUUACCAGGGGUCUUGGCUUCCUUAUAUAGUCCAUCCUAGUAUGGAUGUUCGCCUGACAUAGGAUGUUAAUUUUGUUCUGGGUUGAUUUACAAAGCACUUGUUUAAACCAAUUAUGAGUAUUUUCUAAAUUAACAUGGCUGGAAUUUCCAUUAUCAUUCUUCACUCUGGUGUGGCCGUUCAACAGAGCCCAUCAUGUUUGACUUCUAUUCCCUCCCAAAAGACAGCAGCUACAGUCCUGCUUCUGAUUAACAAAUACAUGUAAUAACUGACCGGGUAGCCAAAGGCAGAAAUACUCUUGGCAUGAAGACUAAAGACCCUUAGGCUUGACCAUGGACUUGGUGGUGCAACAGACUGGAAGCUGCUGGGAUCCAUCAGCAUCUUGGACCCUUGUUCUGACGCUCUUUGUCCAGCACAGUCUCUGCGGGUUCCAGUACGUUGUCUGAGUUUGGAAUGUGUUUGUUUUAGUGUGGAGAUGGAGCUGUUUAAGUUCAGGUGGAUCUAACACCAUGUGCAGCCUCCAGUGCUGCUGUAUAUAUUUUGUAUAUUGUGUAGGAAUGGAUCUGACCCCAAGGGAGUGUAUCAUGUAGAAGUGCCUCCAGUUCUCAGCUGCCCCUUCUGGAGGCAGGAGCAAAUCUUGGUGUCUGUAAAAUAUGUUCUCGUUUGUUUGUGUUUAUCUAUUUUUGCCUCCUUUUACAGAUUUUCCUUCCAUUUGGAAGGUGGAGGUUCAUUAAACAUUUGAAUUAUUGCUCA
This is a messenger RNA of Pezoporus flaviventris, 8747 nucleotides long. RefSeq names its product kinetochore scaffold 1 (gene KNL1). Gene Ontology annotation, biological process: attachment of spindle microtubules to kinetochore; cell division; protein localization to kinetochore. The record is from RefSeq and is a predicted model, not a curated record. The transcript has 26 exons. Bases 682 to 7797 code for a protein of 2371 amino acids. NCBI's taxonomy places the organism in Eukaryota, Metazoa, Chordata, Aves, Psittaciformes, Psittacidae. Gene Ontology annotation, cellular component: nucleus.